Molecule: messenger RNA, 666 nt
Organism: Trypanosoma rangeli
Lineage: Eukaryota; Euglenozoa; Kinetoplastea; Trypanosomatida; Trypanosomatidae
Exons: 1
Coding region: 1-666 (221 amino acids)
Source: RefSeq, a predicted model, not a curated record
AUGCGAAAAGGGAAUGAUGCGGUUCGUGCCGUAUUUCCGACGUAUGCGCCGGCGCCACCGUUGGCGAGGGAGCAACCGACUUCCGGUUCGGUCGGUGAAUGUCGAAGGUGGAAGCGCCUGAGUAGAAGCUCUGAGCACCCUGCGGCGCCGCAGCAUCGUCGGCUACACCGCUCCGCGGCAAGGCAUGUGACUCUGGAGGCUUCUGCUGCUGCUCUGGCGGCAUGUAUUACACCUUUGCCCGCUCCUCCGAGUCAAGAUCCACACGUGUGUUUUGCACCGCCUCCUGACGGUCCUCUACCACCAGCACACGAAGCUUCUUCGCCGACUCCGUUAGCUUCACCCGCAGAGGAAGGCUAUUCGCCCGCCACCAUCAAUUCUCGCCCUCGCGACGCUUCCGCUCUACCUCAAAGGCCUGUUCAGCGAUGCAGCUGUAAAAAGCGUCAUCGGUCUCAACAUCCUCCUCCGCCAGACCGUAUCCGGAAGGAUAGUCAUCCAUCACAUCCGUCACCGGGCAAACUCCCGCGCCACGGACAAGACGAUUGGUCUACCACCGGGCUCCAAAUGCGUCGCAGGGCCCGAAAGUAUGUACGACUACGUGAGCGUUGCCACGUGGCGGAAGCAGCAGACAUGCAAACACAGGGAGCGGCAGCACUAGGUCAAUCUUGA